AAGGUCGUGAGUCCCGCUGAGCUGUCCCCGGUGCCGCCGACCCGGGCCGUGUGCUCGCCGACCGCAGGCGCGUGUGCCCGUGGCUCCAGCCGCUGCCGCCUCGAUCUCCUCGUCUCCCGCUCCGCCCUCCCUUUUCCCUGGAUGAACUUGCGUCCUUUCUCUUCUCCGCCAUGGAAUUCUGCUCCGUGCUUUUAGCCCUCCUGAGCCAAAGAAACCCCAGACAACAGAUGCCCAUACGCAGCGUAUAGCAGUAACUCCCCAGCUCGGUUUCUGUGCCGUAGUUUACAGUAUUUAAUUUUAUAUAAUAUAUAUUAUUUAUUAUAGCAUUUUUGAUACCUCAUAUUCUGUUUACACAUCUUGAAAGGCGCUCAGUAGUUCUCUUACUAAACAACCACUACUCUAGAGAAUGGCAACGCUGAUUACCAGUACUACAGCUGCUACCGCCGCUGCUGGUCCUUUGGUGGACUACCUAUGGAUGCUCAUCCUGGGCUUCAUUAUUGCAUUUGUCUUGGCAUUCUCCGUGGGAGCCAAUGAUGUAGCAAAUUCUUUUGGUACAGCUGUGGGCUCAGGUGUAGUGACCCUGAAGCAAGCCUGCAUCCUAGCUAGCAUCUUUGAAACAGUGGGCUCUGUCUUACUGGGGGCCAAAGUGAGCGAAACCAUCCGGAAGGGCUUGAUUGACGUGGAGAUGUACAACUCGACUCAAGGGCUGCUGAUGGCCGGCUCAGUCAGUGCUAUGUUUGGUUCUGCUGUGUGGCAACUCGUGGCUUCGUUUUUGAAGCUCCCUAUUUCUGGAACCCAUUGUAUUGUUGGUGCAACUAUUGGUUUCUCCCUCGUGGCAAAGGGGCAGGAGGGUGUCAAGUGGUCUGAACUGAUAAAAAUUGUGAUGUCUUGGUUCGUGUCCCCACUGCUUUCUGGAAUUAUGUCUGGAAUUUUAUUCUUCCUGGUUCGUGCAUUCAUCCUCCAUAAGGCAGAUCCAGUUCCUAAUGGUUUGCGAGCUUUGCCAGUUUUCUAUGCCUGCACAGUUGGAAUAAACCUCUUUUCCAUCAUGUAUACUGGAGCACCGUUGCUGGGCUUUGACAAACUUCCUCUGUGGGGUACCAUCCUCAUCUCGGUGGGAUGUGCAGUUUUCUGUGCCCUUAUCGUCUGGUUCUUUGUAUGUCCCAGGAUGAAGAGAAAAAUUGAACGAGAAAUAAAGUGUAGUCCUUCUGAAAGCCCCUUAAUGGAAAAAAAGAAUAGCUUGAAAGAAGACCAUGAAGAAACAAAGUUGUCUGUUGGUGAUACUGAAAACAAGAAUCCUGUUUCUGAGGUAGGGCCUGCCACUGUGCCCCUCCAGGCUGUGGUGGAGGAGAGAACAGUCUCAUUCAAACUUGGAGAUUUGGAGGAAGCUCCAGAGAGAGAGAGGCUUCCCAGCGUGGACUUGAAAGAGGAAACCAGCAUAGAUAGCACCGUGAAUGGUGCAGUGCAGUUGCCUAAUGGGAACCUUGUCCAGUUCAGUCAAGCCGUCAGCAACCAAAUAAACUCCAGUGGCCACUACCAGUAUCACACCGUGCAUAAGGAUUCCGGCCUGUACAAAGAGCUGCUCCAUAAAUUACAUCUUGCCAAGGUGGGAGAUUGCAUGGGAGACUCCGGUGACAAACCCUUAAGGCGCAAUAAUAGCUAUACUUCCUAUACCAUGGCAAUAUGUGGCAUGCCUCUGGAUUCAUUCCGUGCCAAAGAAGGUGAACAGAAGGGCGAAGAAAUGGAGAAGCUGACGUGGCCUAAUGCAGACUCCAAGAAGCGAAUUCGAAUGGACAGUUACACCAGUUAUUGCAAUGCUGUGUCUGACCUUCACGCAGCAUCUGAGAUAGACAUGAGUGUCAAGGCAGAGAUGGGUCUAGGUGACAGAAAAGGAAGUAAUGGCUCUCUAGAAGAAUGGUAUGACCAGGAUAAGCCUGAAGUCUCUCUCCUCUUCCAGUUCCUGCAGAUCCUUACAGCCUGCUUUGGGUCAUUCGCCCAUGGUGGCAAUGACGUAAGCAAUGCCAUUGGGCCUCUGGUUGCUUUAUAUUUGGUUUAUGACACAGGAGAUGUUUCUUCAAAAGUGGCAACACCAAUAUGGCUUCUACUCUAUGGUGGUGUUGGUAUCUGUGUUGGUCUGUGGGUUUGGGGAAGAAGAGUUAUCCAGACCAUGGGGAAGGAUCUGACACCGAUCACACCCUCUAGUGGCUUCAGUAUUGAACUGGCAUCUGCCCUCACUGUGGUGAUUGCAUCAAAUAUUGGCCUUCCCAUCAGCACAACACAUUGUAAAGUGGGCUCUGUUGUGUCUGUUGGCUGGCUCCGGUCCAAGAAGGCUGUUGACUGGCGUCUCUUUCGUAACAUUUUUAUGGCCUGGUUUGUCACAGUCCCCAUUUCUGGAGUUAUCAGUGCUGCCAUCAUGGCAAUCUUCAGAUAUGUCAUCCUCAGAAUGUGAAGCUGUUUGAGAUUAAAAUUUGUGUCAAUGUUUGGGACCACCUUAGGUAUUCCUGCUCCCCUGAAGAAUGAUUACAGUGUUAACAGAAGACUGACAAGAGUCUUUUUAUUUGGGAGCCAGAGGAGGGAAGUGUUACUUGUGCUAUAACUGCUUUUGUGCUAAAUAUGAAUUGUCUCAAAAUUAGCUGUGUAAAAUAGCCCGGGUUCCACUGGCUCCUGCUGAGGUCCCCUUUCCUUCUGGGCUGUGAAUUCCUGUACAUAUUUCUCUACUUUUUGUAUCAGGCUUCAAUUCCAUUAUGUUUUAAUGUUGUCUCUGCAGAUGACUUGUGAUUUUUUUUUCUUUUUUUUAAACCAUGCAGAGCUGUUUGACAGAGCAUGCUCUGCGUUGUUGGUUUCACCAGCUUCUGCCCUCACAUGCACAGGGAUUUAACAACAAAAAUAUAACUACAACUUCCCUUGUAGUCUCUUAUAUAAGUAGAGUCCUUGGUACUCUGCCCUCCUGUCAGUAGUGGCAGGAUCUAUUGGCAUAUUCGGGAGCUUCUUAGAGGGAUGAGGUUCUUUGAACACAGUGAAAAUUUAAAUUAGUAACUUUUUUGCAAGCAGUUUAUUGACUGUUAUUGCUAAGAAGAAGUAAGAAGGAAAAAGCCUUUUGUCAAUCUUGGUUAUUUCUUUAAGAUUUCUGGCAGUGUGGGAUGGAUGAAUGAAGUGGAAUGUGAACUUUGGGCAAGUUAAAUGGGACAGCCUUCCAUGUUCAUCUGUCUACCUCUUAACUGAAUAAAAAAGCCUACAGUUUUUAGAAAA
Molecule: messenger RNA, 3246 nt
Organism: Pan troglodytes (chimpanzee)
Lineage: Eukaryota; Metazoa; Chordata; Mammalia; Primates; Hominidae
Gene: SLC20A1
Product: solute carrier family 20 member 1
Exons: 11
Coding region: 407-2446 (679 amino acids)
Biological process (GO): phosphate ion transmembrane transport
Cellular component (GO): membrane
Molecular function (GO): phosphate transmembrane transporter activity
Source: RefSeq, a predicted model, not a curated record